AUGGGCAGUUUUACCGAGUUUUUGGGAGAAUUGAAGGAAACAUUCGUGCCAACGGUCGCACAUGCGAUUGAUACAUCCCCUGAACAACCCAGUAAGAACCACGACAAUGUAGCAGAGCCAGAAGUGGGCGAUGACAGUGAUUCUGAAGAGGACUCGAACGACAAGGAAGAUGGUGAUGCCGAAGAGGAAGGUGAGGAAGAAGAAGAGGAUGAGGACGAAGAUGAAGACGAGGACGAAGAUGAUGAAGACGAGGAAGAAGAAGAACUAAAAGACCAGUUGGACGAGCUCAAAGAGGAGUGCAAGAACAAAGAAGACGCAAAGCCUUUGGUACACCACUACAUGGAAUGUGUGGAAAGAGUGCAGAAGGCACAGGAAGAGCCUGGAUACGCCGAUUCCGAAAAUAAAGAGGACUGUGUCGAGGAGUUUUUCCACUUGCAGCACCAUCUCGACGGCUGUAUCGCUCCAAGACUGUUCGACAGACUGAAAUAA
Messenger RNA from Lachancea lanzarotensis, 489 nucleotides. RefSeq names its product LALA0S01e14994g1_1 (gene QCR6). The record is from RefSeq and is a predicted model, not a curated record. Gene Ontology annotation, biological process: mitochondrial electron transport, ubiquinol to cytochrome c. The transcript has a single exon. NCBI's taxonomy places the organism in Eukaryota, Fungi, Ascomycota, Saccharomycetes, Saccharomycetales, Saccharomycetaceae. Bases 1 to 489 code for a protein of 162 amino acids.